AUGGACUUCGCUGUCCCGUCGCUCGUUGGUACUUCCGACGACAGCUCAUGUAACGACUCCACGGGUCUAUUGACGCCGGACAGCAGUCCUCUGAUCCGCCCCUCGCACCCCAAGGACUCGUUUGAGACGCGUCUCGCUCAUGCUUUGGAAGAGCCCAAGAGACGCAGAAUAGAUCCGCCCUCAUUUCGCGCCGAGAGCCCUUUCGUCCCCUCGUUUGCGGAUCUAUUCGCGCCGGUUCCCAGUGAUGUGAGGAAGGUCUGCGUGAUUGGCGCAGGUUAUGUUGGUGGUCCUACAGCGGCAGUCAUAGCCCUGCACAACCCGAAGGUUGGGGUCGAGGUUUUGGACAGGGACCAGCGGCGCAUUGAACGCUGGAACUCCGCCCACCUACCCAUCCAUGAGCCGGGGUUGAACAAGAUUGUGCGGUUGACAAGAGAUGGUGCAAUCAUAAAGCAACCGGGCGAACGCAGUUCUACCCCCCAAGGACACAAUGGCGAGUCUGACCACGUCUCCAGACGCGGGCCGAACCUCUUCUUCACGUGCGAUACUCAAGUCAGCAUUUCAACCGCGGACAUGGUUUUCCUCGCAGUCAACACACCGACAAAGACCACGGGGGUCGGUGCAGGGAGAGCCACCAAUAUGGCUGCUCUUGAUGGCGCCGUCAAGGAUGUGGCAAUGUAUGCGAAGCCUGGGACUAUUAUUGUCGAGAAGAGCACGGUGCCCUGUGGGACCGCUCAACGCAUCAGGAACACGCUCAACGCAUUGCGACCAGGUGAACCAUUUGAGGUUCUCUCAAAUCCGGAGUUUUUGUCUGAAGGAACGGCAGUGAAGAAUCUCAUGAAGCCGGAUCGGGUUAUUAUCGGCUCUUCGGGCACUCCUUCUGGUAAACUUGCAGCGGAUGCUCUCGCCAGUCUAUAUGCCGCAUGGAUCCCUCCGACCCAGAUUCUGCAGAUAAACGCGUGGUCAUCAGAGCUUUCGAAGCUGGUGGCCAAUGCGAUGCUGGCACAACGAAUCAGCAGCAUCAACUCGAUCAGCGCCAUUUGUGAGGCCACGGGCGCAAACGUCGAGGAAGUGGCCCGAUCAAUCGGCCUGGAUACUCGGAUAGGGCCACAAUUCUUGAAGGCUGGUCUUGGAUUUGGAGGCUCCUGCUUCAGGAAAGACAUUGCGAGUCUCACGUACCUCGCAGAAUCCUUGGGAUUGGAAGAGGUGGCUCAUUACUGGCAACUGGUCAAUUCCAUCAACGUCAUGCAACGCAAUCGCUUCGCGAGAAAAGUACUCAGGAGAUUCAACGAAAAUUUGUGCGGCAAGAAAAUCACUCUUAUGGGCUUUGCAUUCAAGAAGAACACCAGCGAUGCACGCGAGUCUCCCGCUGUGGACGUGAUCAGAACUCUGUUGGACGAACAACCUGCCGAAAUCGCGAUUUUUGACCCCUACUGUGACGAAGACGACAUGCUCCGGGAGAUCACUGCAGCCGUCAGCAAUCCACUCGGGUUUGAAAUCGAAGUCUCGCUCGUGAAGAUCUACACCGAUCCAUAUGAGGCUUGUAUGGAAUCGAACGCCAUACUGAUCAUCACAGACUGCGACCAAUUCAAAACUUCUCCUCAGAGGACUCGCGGCAGCAAUGCGUCGGAAACGAGUUCACCCGCUAAUACAGCUACCACUGUAUCGAACUCACCGAAACAAGAAGAGAACGACUACCUGGGCGCCAAUUUCGCAAACUACAGGCUCGCUCCUCAGCCAGACUGUGUCGACAACUGUCCCGACUGCAGGUCGAAAGCCAGAGGACCUAUUUCAACCGACCCAGUCGAAUGGGCUCGCAUAGUGUACAGCAUGAGAGAGCCUAAAUGGGUCUUUGACGGCAGAGGAAUUGUCGAUGCAGAUGAAAUCGAGAAGCUCGGAGGUGUCCGCGUGGAUGGCAUUGGGAAGUGGCGCCCCGAGGACGGACAGAAGCGCUGCUGGUGA
Molecule: messenger RNA, 1959 nt
Organism: Fonsecaea erecta
Lineage: Eukaryota; Fungi; Ascomycota; Eurotiomycetes; Chaetothyriales; Herpotrichiellaceae
Exons: 3
Coding region: 1-1959 (652 amino acids)
Biological process (GO): polysaccharide biosynthetic process; glycosaminoglycan biosynthetic process
Cellular component (GO): nucleus; cytosol
Molecular function (GO): NAD binding; UDP-glucose 6-dehydrogenase activity
Source: RefSeq, a predicted model, not a curated record